Molecule: messenger RNA, 8234 nt
Organism: Patella vulgata (common limpet)
Lineage: Eukaryota; Metazoa; Mollusca; Gastropoda; Patellidae
Product: protein O-glucosyltransferase 2
Exons: 10
Coding region: 458-1966 (502 amino acids)
Cellular component (GO): endomembrane system
Molecular function (GO): protein binding; glucosyltransferase activity
Source: RefSeq, a predicted model, not a curated record
GAAUGCGCAUAUAUAUCGAUAUGAUCUAAAACUAAAUGAAACUUAAGUAAAGACUACGAUUUAAUAUAGUCUAUUUACUUAAAUCAUUAAGUAUUCCAUGAAGAAGUAAUAUUAUAUGUUGCAACAGCUAAAAACUCUUUCGCUGAGGAAGGAGUGAAUUUUGUGAAUAUUAUGAAUUAUGUAUUGAUAUGGAUGGUUGCAUGUUAAUCCUUGCCGGUGAUACGAUAUUAACAAUUGUCAGUGGUGUAUGUUCCAAGAUUAUAACAAAUGGACACUCAUUUCAUUUUUAUUGGUAUUAAUAUAAUAAUUAUAUAUCUUCAAAUUGAGGGAAAUGAAAUAAACUGAACCAAAGUGGAACAAUUUCCAGGAAUAAUUUUAGGAUACACAUAUAAAUUGGUAUAAAGAAAUAAUAAUAGAAAUAAUUAUAUCUAUUAAAUAAGUUUUCCAAUCUGCAAUUAUGCAAGUACCAUAUCCAGAUGGGAACUUAAUUUUAUUAGUUAUGCUGGUCUUAAAAGUGGUGUUAGCAGACGAUAUGCCUAAAGUGUUAGUGUGGGGCCCAGGUCUACAUUCAAGAAUUGUCUUACCAGUUCGGUAUUUCUUUAUUCAAGUUCAGAAUAAAUAUGGAGAAAAUAUAACACAGUCUUUGGGUGAAAAGGCUUUUGACGUAACUUUAGAUCAACCAAAUGGAAACCGCGUACGAGCUUGGAGACAAGUACUGGAUAGGAAUGAUGGCUCGUACAUUAUUAGGUUUCGAAUGUAUGAAUCUCACUCAGAUUUAAGCAUUAACGUUUUAUACAAUGGAAACCACAUUGGAGAUUCUCCAUACAAGCUCAAAGGAAUGACAUAUCAUGAAAAGUGUUAUUGUCCAAUUAAAUCUACGAAGAAUUGGCUGAAAGAUUUAAAAUGUGAAGAAAAUUAUCAUCAAAUAGAUGAAGAUCUUUCACAAUUUAAUCAAAUUGAUAUGUCACAAGUUUCUAAAGCAGCAGUAUCAAGAUAUAGCAAUGCUGGUCAACACAGUUUGUGUCAUUAUAAAAUUAUUAAUAAUCAGAUCUAUCGCAAGACGUAUGGAGAACAUGUUGGGUUUAAAAUGUUUACAGAUGCUGUUUUCCUCUCCAUUACUCGCAAGGUUAAACUUCCUGAUGUGGAAUUUUUUAUAAAUUUGGGAGACUGGCCUUUAGUAAAGAAGGGAAAAAAAUCUGAUCUCCUACCGAUAUUUUCUUGGUGCGGCUCUGAUGAUUCCCAUGAUAUAGUAAUGCCAACUUAUGACAUAACAGAAGCUACGUUAGAAAUGAUGGGAAGAAUUUCCUUAGAUAUUUUUUCCACUCAAGCAAAUUCAGAUCCGAAGUGGGAAGAUAAGAUAGAAAAGGGAUUUUGGAGAGGCAGAGAUAGCAGACAGGAACGAUUAGAUCUUGUAAUGAUGUCGAGGAAAAAUCCAGAUUUAAUAAAUGCAUCAUUGACUAAUAUGUUCUUCUUCCCCAAAGAUGAAGGAAAAUAUGGCAAAAUUGUUAAAGCAAUUUCAUUUUUUGAUUUUUUUAAGUAUAAAUAUCAGAUAAAUAUAGAUGGAACAGUAGCUGCAUAUCGACUACCAUAUUUAUUAACUGGAAGUUCGGUGGUGUUUAAACAAGAUUCACCAUAUUAUGAGCAUUUUUACCAUCAAUUAAAACCUAAUGUGCAUUAUGUUCCAUUUAAAAGAGAUUUAAGUGACUUGUUAGAAAAAAUAAGAUGGGCAAAAGAGAAUGAUGAAAAUGUAAAAAAUAUUGCAAAAAAUGCAAAUAAUUUUGUGAGAGAAAACCUGAAUCCCAAAGAUAUAUAUUGUUAUCAUGUGAAGUUAUUUGAUAAAUAUUCUAAACUUUUAAGAUUCAAACCGAAGUUAGAAGAUGGAUUUGAAUUAGUUCAACAGCCAACAGACAUUGAUUCCAGCUGUGACUGUAAAAGAAAAGAAAAGAAGAAGAAAGAUGAACUUUGAUAUGAAAUUGUAAAUUGUAACGGCUAUGCAAUCUAUAUUAUUCGCGAGGAAAUUUAUUGAAAUGGUGCUAUUCUAUAAUGAACAAAAACUGCCAUACAAAAAAAAUCUGAUGCGGGAGGGAAGUUUUUAUUAUUGUGUUUUUCUUUCUGUUUUAUAUGUUUUUAUACGCCCACAUGGAAAUGUUGACAUAUAUUGCCGUUGCCCCUGUCCGUCCGCAGUCCACAAUUUCUUGUGAAUGCUCUAAUGCCAAAAGUUAUCAUCCGAUUGUUUUAAAAUUGAUAUGCAUUAUUUAAAUUAGUGAAACGAAGAAGCCUAUUGAAUUUCAGCAAUUUCGGAACGCCCUAACAUCAAAAGUUAUCUGCCGAUCUGUAUGAAAUUUUUAUGCAUCAUUUAAAUUAGUAAAAAGAAGAAUCCUAUUGAAUUUCAGCAAUUUUCAACCGACAAAUGCUGUCAUUCGAUUUGUAUGAAAUUUAUAUACAUCAUUUAGAUUAGUGAAAUGAAAAAGUCUGUUUAAUUUCAGAAAUGGCUCUUCUUUUACUUUGUGAACUUUGUGAAUGUUCAAUUGAUAAUAGUUAUCAUCCGAUGUGUAUGAAAUUUAUGUGCAUUAUUUAAAUUAGUAAAACGAAAAAGCCUGUCAAAUUUAAACUAUUUCUGUAAUUUACUUCCAGAGUUAAGGCCCUUGUUUCAGUUUGUAGAACCUUGUGAACCCUCAAUUGAAUUUCAGCAAUUUCUGAACGCCCUAGCAUCAAAAGUUAUCUGCCGAUCUGUAUGAAAUUUUUAUGCGUCAUUUAAAUUAGUAAAAAGAAGAAUCCUAUUGAAUUUCAGCAAUUUUCAACCUUGGCAAUGCUCGACCGACAAAUGCUGUCAUUCGAUCUGUAUGAAAUUUAUAUACAUCAUUUAGAUUAGUGAAACGAAGAAGUCUGUUUAAUUUCAGAAAUGGCUCUUCUUUUACUUUCUGAACCUUGUGAAUGUUCAAUUGAUAAUAGUUAUCAUCCGAUGUGUAUGAAAUUUAUGUGCAUUAUUUAAAUUAGUAAAACGAAAAAGCCUGUCAAAUUUAAACUAUUUCUGUAAUUUACUUCCAGAGUUAAGGCCCUUGUUUCAGUUUGUAGAACCUUGUGAACCCUCAAGCGACGAAAAUUAUAUUCUAAUCUGUAUGAAAUUGUCUUGUAAAUGCCCCCAAUUACCUACAAAAGAAUAAAUAUGCGACAGCCCUUGUCGACCGCUCAAAAGAUUUAGCUGCUAUUUGCGUAUGUUUCGUUGCCUGGCAACCUAACUUAUUUUUAUACGCACACAUUUUCAUGUCGUGGCCUCUAUCUGUUCAUCCACAAUUUGUUUGUGGACACUCUACAGGUCACAAAUUUUAUCCGAUUUUGAAAUUUGGGGAAUUAGGGGUUAUUCUUUGGAAAGUUUUUCUUUAAACCUGUAACAGGUUAUUCUUCCACGAUAGGUUUUAUUUUCCAUAAGAAAACAUGAUACAAGGUUUUUAAUACAGGAAUUCUGGGAUAUUCUCAUUUUGCGUAUGUGUAAACAUAGACGGUUUAUAUGCAAGAUAAAGUCCUCGACUUCGGUUAUGCUGGGGAAGAAAGACUUAAGAAAAAACCCUCGACGGAAAUACCUCGGCCUGCCGGUCUUGGUUUUUAUACGUCCACAUGGUAUAUUGUUGUCGCCCCUUUCCGUCCGUCCACAAUUGUUUGUGAACACUCUACAGGUCACAAUUCUUAUCCGAUUUCAACGAAACUUAAAAUAUAGGCUUAUCCUCCCAAGAUCUAGCUUCCUUUCGAUAUUGGCAUGUAUCUGACUGUAACCUCAUGGAAUAUGGCUCCUGAUUGUUCGAAAAAUCACGUUUUUAGCUUGUGGAUCUUCUAGAAGUCACAAUUUGUAUUCAGUUUUAAAAAAACCCAUUUAAUUAUAUCACCGUUACACACUAAUGGUAGUUGAAUUCAAAUUUCCUGAAAAUCCUACCGAAACUGCCCAACAAAAUGGUUGCUCCUUGUAAAAGUAUGUAAUACCAAGGAUGUGGACCAUCUAGAAGUCAAAAUUUUUAUCCGAUUUUGAUGAAACUUAAAAUGUGUGUUUAGUAACCCACACCUUUUAAAUAUAUCACAGUUACACCUUAAUUUUCGUGAAAAUCCUACCGAAAGGGCCUGAAAAAAUGGUUGCUCUGUGUACGCAAAUAGUGUAAUAAUAUGUAAUACCUAGAAGUCACAAUUUGUAUCCGAUUUUGAUGAAACUUAAAGGUGUGUUUAUAACCCAAAGAUCUCGGUUCCUGUCGAUAUUCGCACAUAUCGGACUGAAACUUCUGGGAUUAUCACCUCUGAUUGUAUGAAAAAUUAUGUUUUUAGCUUGUGGUCCCACAAUUUUUAUCUGUUUUAAAAAAAAAAAAACGUUUAAAUAUAUCACCGUUACACCCUAAUGAAAACUGGCUGCUCCUUGUAAGCAAAUAGUGUAAAAUUAUGUAAUACCAAUUUUGUACUUUGUAGACCCUCUAGACAUCAAAAUAUUUGUCUGAUUUUGACAAAACGAGAAAUAUAGGAUUAUUUCCAAAAAAUCUUGGUUCCUUUUGAUAUUGGCAUGUAUAGGGCCGUAACUUCAUGAAUUAUGGCCCCUGUCUCUGUACGAAAAAUCACAUUUUAAGCUUGUGGACACUCUAUAGGUCAAAAUUUUUAUUAGUUGCUUUCGAUAUUUGUGCAUAUCGGACCAUAAUGUCCUGGAUUAUGGCCCCUGAUUGUACAAAAAAUCACGUUUUUAGCUUGUGGUCAUAAUUUCUAUCUGAUUUUAAAAAAAAACCAAAAUUGUUUGAAUAUAACAACUCUUCCAGAUCCUAGUGUAAAAGUAUGUAAUACCAAGGUUGUGGGCCCUUUACAGGUCCCAUUUUUUAUCUGAUCAUUAUGAAACUUAAAAUAUAUGUUUAUAUCCAAAAGAUCUUGGUUCCUUUUGAUAUUCGUGCAUAUCAUAUCAUAAUUUCAUGGACUAUGACCCCUGAUUUACCAAAAGUUGGGUUUUUUUGUUUUUUUUUUAGGUUAUUCUCUAUCCAUCUUUUGCAAAAUGUGAACGUAUGUUGCAUGACAAUCGCUUGUUAUCUGAUUUUAAAAAUCGUUUAAAUAUAUCAUCGUUACAUCUUGAUGAUGGUUGAGUUCGAAUUUCAGGAAAUUGGAAACGAAACUGCUCAACAAAAUGGCCGCUCCUUUUAUGCAAAUAGUGUAAAAGUAUGUAAAAUAUGCUUACAUCUCAAAGAUCUCAGUUCUAUUCAUGGAUUUCAGACCAUAAUUUACUGGAUUAUGGCCCCAUAAUAGUGCGAAAAGUCACUUUUUUUUAAAAAUUGUUCUCUAUCAAUCUAUUGCAAAAUGUGGGUGUAUCUUGCAUGGCAACCGCUUGUUGAUUGUUAAUCUUAUUAUCUGUAUUGCAUUACAUUCAGUUAUUAAAUUAUCUUGUAAAGAAAGCGAUGGAAUAAACUUGACUAUCCUAUUUCAAUUGGUACAUAUAAAGUAUACCCUGGCAGGUAGAAUUAUUCAAAUUUUAAGAGGCAUUAGAACUUCCAACAGGAAAAAGUGAUUUCAUAUAGUCAUAUCACAGCAAAUUGAGAACUAUUUUUCUACUGACUGGGGAAGAUCUCCAAAUUCUAAUGCCUAUUUUAUACAACCAUCAUUAAUUUGUUGAACUUCAUUUAACCCUUAAAUAAUUAAUCUUUGUUAGUGUUUGUUACAUUCUACAUUAAUAAAAUAUCCCCAGAUUGGGUUUUGGAGAGAUGUCUAAUGUAUAUUUAGAUAGUAUUUUCUCAUUUAUUUAUUGGUUCAGUGAAAGUAGGGAUAUUACAAUUGUUGAUCAAUACUGGUAAGAUUUUUACACACUGUUUUUAUUAUUGAAAAACUCGCAUUUCCAUAUGUUUUACAUUACUUUACUAUAAAACAUUUACUUUUCCUUAUGAACUCUGUAAUAAACUUUGGAAAUUGAAAAUGUGAACAAAAAAAUUAACUCUGCAAAACGUGCUGAAGUAAUGACCCGAGAAAUCCCUCUUUUGCCAUUGCUGAAUUAGUUUCUGAUACUUGAGCUUUUAAAAGAGUGUGUCUAUUCUUCCCGUUCAGUCAAAUCUAUCCUAAGUACAGCAACAUGACAGCCCUUCGUUUAAUCUUGGGUCUUCCCUAAAACUUUGGACAGUGAUUUAAGGUACUAAAAACAGUGAAAGUAUUGUUCGUCUCCAUACAGUAUUGUUUACAUUGUAUCCGUAUUGAUAGCCUUGUUUGUCCCGCAAUUAGUUUUUCUGCAUUAUUCAGCUAUGCACUGGUCAAUUGGGCAUAAUAGAAUUGUGAGUCAUGAGGUAACAUUAUGUAAACAUAUUUGGUCCAAUUUGGAGCUCUGUUUAAAGCCUGAUGAUAUUGCUACACAGUUAGCUAUUGUUUGUUAAUCGGACUAUUGACCAGUCAUAAUUUGGAACAGAAAUUACCCCCAAUGAACAAAGUUUCUAAGUUUUAAAAAUUGCAAUGAGAACUUUGGCCUUUAUCACUUUCAUAAUAUUUCAUGAUUUCAAAACUAAUUUGGGGGAUUAGCUACAAAAAUAUACUGGUAGCAUUAAAUUAUUCUGAACAUGUAGCAUUCACAAUCCUCCAAGUUUUAUAAAAAUAAUUGCAAAUUUUAUUUUCUAUCAUGUUCACAGACUAGAAAAGUCAAAGAUGCUGUUGAUAACCUUUCCUUCUAUUACAUUCACAAUACUUUUAAUUUCCUAUGAGCAAUGACACCAAGUUUUACAAAAGUCCUUAGAAAACUUUAUUCUGUAUCAAGUCAAGCAUAUGGAAAAAAAAAUAACUUGUGAAAACAGGCACAAAUUAAUAUCCUUUGUACAACAAUGGUGAAGGCGCAACACCGCAAAAUUCUUUAGGAAUUAUAUUAUUGAUGUUUUUUGGGGUUUUUUUUAAUGACAAUUUUAUUGUGCAACGCAUAUAUAACCAAGUGAGAUGAAAUUGAUUUUUGAAGGAAAAUUGAAAUUCAGUGGUAUGAAUUGUAGCUGUUAAAUAAAAAAAAUAGUUCACAGGAUAAUGUUUGUGACAUGUAGUCAAUAUCUGUCAGUGAAAUAAAGACUUUAUUUAACUUUCAGAAUUCUGUUACAUAAUUUAACUUGAAUCGAUCUUUAGAAGUGAAAGGUGUAUAUGAAAUUAUAUUCAAGAAUCAUACAUGUACACAUGAUAAAAAACAUGGUACAGCUGGCUGGAAUGUGCUGGAGAAUGUCAAAUUUGGAUGAAUGUCAUUAACCUUGUAAAUUUAGUUAAUAGUCAUAGAAACAUUGAACAUUUCAUCACAGUGGGGCCUAGUGGGCACACACUACUUUAUCGUUCCAUAAAAUUUUAUUAUUCGAAUAACUGUAUGUGUAGCCUACAUCAGACCUUGGUUUUCCGUCUCAUCUGAAUGACUAUACGUUGUCCCUUGCCAGGCCACCUAUCCUGCACCACUAACAAGAAGGAUUUGGAACCAUGCCCAUAAAUCCUGAUGAACUUUCUCAGCCAAUGCAUGGAUCAAACACAGAACCACCAGGUUAUCGAACCAGUCUUACUCACUGAGCCACUGUGGUUCCUGAGGUAAUGAAGAUAGAUAUAUGCCAUGUAGUGUGCUAUGAGGAAAGAAAAUUCUGCCUGGGUCACUAUAUGGUCGCAAGCUAACCUAUUUCUACUAUAGCGAUUCUAACAAAAAAUGUUUAAUGUUUUCUAUGACUAUGAACACGGGACCUCCAUGUUAGCAAGACAAUUGCUUACUCAUCGCGACAACGUGAAAAAAAUAGUCUUCACCCUGUUGCCGUAGUGGUCCAUCUUUUUAUACGCCCCCAUUUCCAUGUGGACCCAGCCUUCUUGGCAAAUCCUAAGAUUUCCUACAAUUUUAUUAAUCUCUUUACACCACCAAAAUUGAUUGCCAAGGCAGUGGCUUUAUAUGUGUUUUUGGCUUUUGAUAAGAGAGCUAAAUCAAAUUUGGUGGCAACUACAUGUAACUGAAACCCCUUCCUUUCACUUGAUUUGAUAUUUGUUUAUUUGGUGCAAUGUCUAUUUUCUGUCUUGUCUGCAGGUUUAUCUUGUAGAUUUUUGUUUUGCAUAUACUGCGGUCCUCCUGCACUUACUAUUUGAUAUACAUGUACAGUAAUUGUACAUGUAGUAUACUGUUUGUAUGAAUGUAUUGAGUUGUCUAUGUAAUAUGUAUUAUUGAAUGUAUAUGACUAUGUCUAAGUGUAUAUGUAUGCAUGCUGUCCUUCAUGGACGUUUUGAUGCAAUAAACAUCUUAUCUUAUCUUA